AUCAUUGGGUCUAACUAGAUAUUAAAUAAAUGUGUUAAUAAUUUGGAUAAAGACUAUAUUAUUGGUACUUAAGGGUAUCCAACAGACGCAUUGCCAAAAUGAUGGAGGAAAUUGAUAGAUUUCAAGUACCGACAGUUAACCCGGAGAUGCAGCCACUGGACCCGGCAGCGACGUCCACAUCAGAGGCUGACUCAGACACGAGGGAGGCUGAGUCAGUCGCUGUCAACUACAAGCCCUCACCACUGCAAGUGAAAAUUGAGAAACAGAGAGAGCUGGCCAGAAAGGGCUCGGUGAAGAAUGGAACUGUGGGUAGUCCGGUCAACCAGCAGCCCAAGAAGAACAACGUCAUGGCUAGAACACGGUUGGUCGUGCCCAAUAAAGGCUAUUCAUCUUUAGACCAGAGUCCAGAUGAGAAACCUUUGGUAGCGCUGGACACAGACAGUGAUGAUGAUUUUGACAUGUCCAGAUACUCGUCAUCAGGAUACUCGUCAGCCGAGGUGAGAUGUCUGAGGGACCAGCAGAUAAACCAAGACCUGAACAUACAGCUCUUAAAGGACGGCUAUCGAUUGGACGAAAUCCCAGACGACGAGGACCUCGACCUCAUCCCGCCCAAAUCAGUGAACCCUACCUGCAUGUGCUGCCAAGCCACCUCAUCCACCGCCUGUCAGAUCCAGUAACCCCGCCCCUCUCCCAUAACCCUUUCCCCUGACCCCACCCUGUGAGUUUGUCUCACUGCCCAAGAGGUCAAACAGAGUUGUUCUCUAGAACUAGAAUAAUUACUAAAGAAAUUUAAACAAAUGUGGAGAAAAUGGUUAUAUUACAAUUAAUAUAAAGCAGAUUAAAAGAAAAAAAACAACAAAAAUACACACACAAAAAAAAGUUACUAACAGUUAUUGGUUCCUCCUAUGGUAGGACAUGUGAGUCUUUCUAUCACCACCAGAGGGAGCUUUUCAGGGGGUAUGUUCAGAAACAGAUGUCAGAGAGGUAAAAACAAUAGAGUGCACAGGUAUAGAAAAAACAACUACACAUACUACAAUAUUUAAAACAUAUAUUUGAAAAAAUGAGCAUUUGACAGUCCUAAUUGCUCAACACUCUGUUUUAGAAUUAUCAUGGACUGCCUCUGUUUUAGCUUCCUGUUUUUGUUGUUGCUGUCUUGGUGCAAAUGGAUAUUUGGCUAUUGGCCUGCAAGGGAAAAAUGCUGUUUGUUUUUAAUUAAAGUGAAAUAUAGUGACCAGCAAAAACACAUACUCAUGAGGAUCAUGGGAUUGUCAGUCUUACCCUAAACUUAUCAGCUCUAGACAGUAACACUAACAAUGCUGUAGCAAAUCAAAAAACAAAAACAAAACAAAACAAAAAGACAACAAAAAAACGCAUUCUGACAUAGAUCCACAUAACGUGACUUUGCGGUAAUAUAAGAUUCUGAAGACAAUGAAAGAAAUGCACAGAAGUCAAGAUUUUUAUUUAUUUGUAUUCAAGAAAUAAGAGAAUAUCUGUUAGAGAAAGCUAAAAUAAAGCUGUGAACACUUUGUCUGUGGAAAAAAAAAAAUCUUACGUGAGGAAGUUUAGGUCUGAAAGAUUUGUGACCAUUGUUGCAUGCUGCUUAUGGGUUUAUCUAUGCCCACCUGCUAACUAUGACAUCAUUAGGAAUUUUGGUGAAAAUUAGCUGAACAUUGGAGCUCCAAUACAACCCGAGCAUGUUCCUCCAGGUGACGGCAGCGCAGAGAGAGACCUCAGUGGCUAGAGCACUGUUUUUCUGACACUACAUGUUAGGUGCUCAUCUGGCUGUCAGCUUCAGCUAAUUCAUUUUGGUCAUGAUGGCCCAGAAAUUGUACUUCACCAAAUGCGGUACAGGGAAAAGGAGACCUUGCACAAGUAGACAAGACGAACACUUGAGUUCUUAUGUCCAAUUCUGAUGUUUCCAAUGCUUUAUAUAGCAAUGCAGGCUGGUAUGUACUUCUCCAUAGCUCUGUUCUGGCUAGAACUUGUUUUAUCUGUGCCAAAAGACCCUACUUCUGUGUUACUAUACAUUCAAAAUAAAAGUAGAAUGGCACAUCAGUGGUGAUGGUUUUAAAAUGAACCCAGUGAUGUUUGGAGUUGAAGUAUACGUUCUGUAUUCCCCCAAUUUCCAUCACUAAGAGUUUACAACAUCCUCAUUCGCCUGGAGAAUACACAGCCACAAACUUUUAUUUUCUAGCCAAAGACUGUCAAGUUAUUCACUCAGAUAGAUAUGAAAGUCAUAAAUAAUUACCAUCCUUUGUCCCUUGUGAGUGAAGUCAAAAUUAUACUGUCCACCCUGUCUGUUGGUUUGAAUAGUGUACCUCCCUUUAAAUGACCACGUGUACUUGUAGGAUUUUGCAUUUUGUUUUGGAGAAUUUAUUUUGACUGUGGUUAGCUGCCAUUAGUUUUCCUCUUUAUAGAUGUGCUCCAUCACACAUGGUUGAAGUGCUUCCUUCAAUGUAGUGCUAUCCAUUUGUCUUCAACUGCCAACUGUUCAAUGUUGUUUCACACUAAGACACUCCUUUAAGACACGAAUAACAUGCCUUUAACGUGCAAAAAAAAAAAAAAACAAUAUUCACACUCUCUCAGUGAGAAAUACAGUUUGAAACGAAUGAAAGGAAAACAUAAUAUAAUAACAUUAGAUUCAUCAGUUGUCUUGACCUUCAUGGAAACCCUGACUUGUUUGUUUGUCACGGUGUAGAUUAUCGACACUACAGGAUGUCUACAGGCUCAUCUGUUAACUGUGUUUCUGGGUUUAAACCUCACAUUGCACAGUAACUGACACGCUAUUGAUUGUCCCCUCAGAUGAACCUACCCUUUAUUUUAACUAAACACUCACUUGACAGAGAAGACACAUGACUCCAAGGCAGCAGAUAUAGACGCACGUCUCCCGUUUUUUUCCCCCGCCGACACCUCGUUUUCGCUGCCAUCUUCACUCGUCUGUCAACUGUCACACUUCUCUGCAACGCAGAGAUCUGCCAUACAGGGGCUCAUCUCCUGUUCUGGAAAGGUUGUGGUCUGUGUGAGUGUAUAUGGCAGUCUUCAUAAUUAACUAGCCAUAGAGGAUCAAGGGGAUUCCUGUAGAGGGGACUGACCGUGAAUAUACAAGUGAACCUAGAGAGCAUGUUUAGACUUCGAAUGUUGUGCUUCAGCUAUAUCUGCUCUUUGCCCAAAAGCAUAGACGUCACCCCCCGUGAGCCGUCUGCGUGGGUUCUGAACUGUUGUGUUAAAGGACUAACUGAGCGGUCCGCUUCACUUACGGUGGGAUUAUUGUCCUUUCCUCUCCCCCUCCUGGUGUUACGUCACUUUGUACCUGCUCUGGAUGAAAGCGAAACACAACUGUCUUCUCUCUUGCCGUAAUCCUUGAAUUAUACUCACUCUCAGCUCCGAAUUUGCUAAUUAGAGUAUGCCUUAAGUAAAGCUCUAUAGUGGAUAUUUUAUUUAUUGCCAGUGGUAUGUUAUA
Chanos chanos (milkfish) is the source of this 3460-nucleotide messenger RNA. It is a transcript of the gene fam219aa, whose product is annotated as family with sequence similarity 219 member Aa. The coding region runs from base 99 to 677 and encodes 192 amino acids. NCBI's taxonomy places the organism in Eukaryota, Metazoa, Chordata, Actinopteri, Gonorynchiformes, Chanidae. The record is from RefSeq and is a predicted model, not a curated record. The transcript is spliced from 6 exons.